Messenger RNA from Antechinus flavipes (yellow-footed antechinus), 706 nucleotides. RefSeq names its product RB1-inducible coiled-coil protein 1-like. Gene Ontology annotation, biological process: positive regulation of protein phosphorylation; glycophagy; reticulophagy. NCBI's taxonomy places the organism in Eukaryota, Metazoa, Chordata, Mammalia, Dasyuromorphia, Dasyuridae. The record is from RefSeq and is a predicted model, not a curated record. Gene Ontology annotation, cellular component: extrinsic component of membrane; phagophore assembly site membrane; Atg1/ULK1 kinase complex. The annotation marks the transcript as partial. Gene Ontology annotation, molecular function: molecular adaptor activity; protein kinase binding. The transcript has 5 exons.
CUUUGCCCUUGUCUUUUAGCUUGAUCCAAGAUUCAUUCAGCCCUUUUUGGUAGAGUGUCGACAAACUGUUGCCAAACUGGAUAAUCAGAACAUGAAAGCCAUUAAAGGACUUGAAGACAGGCUUUAUGCACUGGACCAGAUGAUAGCUAGCUGCAGCCGAUUGGUAAAUGAACAAAAAGAACUUGCUCAGGGAUUUUUAGCUAAUCAGAAGAGAGCUGAAAACUUGAAAGAUACUUCUGUGCUACCUGAUUUGUGCCUGAGUCAUGCAAAUCAGUUGAUGAUUAUGUUGAAUAAUCAUAGAAAACUGUUGGAUAUUAAACAGAAAUGUACCACUGCCAAACAAGAACUUGCAAAUAAUCUACAAGUCAGAUUGAAGUGGUGUUGCUUUGUUAUGCUUCAUGCUGACAAAGAAGGAGAGAAGCUACAAGCUUUGCUUCGCCUUGUAACAGAGCUGCUAGAACGAGUCAAGAUUGUAGAAGCUCUUAGUACAGUACCACAGAUGUACUGCUUAGCUGUUGUUGAAGUUGUAAGAAGAAAAAUGUUCAUAAAACACUACAGGGAGUGGGCUGGUGCUUUAAUCAAUGAUGGAAAACAUUUAUAUGAAGCUGAAAAGUCAAAAAGGGAAUCUUUUGGAAAAUUGUUUAGGAAAUCUUUUUUAAGAAAUCGUCUGUUUAGGGGACUUGACUCCUGGCCUCCUUCUUUUUGU